Messenger RNA from Serendipita indica DSM 11827, 5034 nucleotides. Lineage: Eukaryota; Fungi; Basidiomycota; Agaricomycetes; Sebacinales; Serendipitaceae. The record is from the annotation of a GenBank genome assembly.
AUGGCGUCGAGUACGCCCCCACCAUCUCGUCCUGUCCCCCCACCGCCAGUUCCAGAAAUUGCCAACGGCGCCGGGACCGCCAACGACUUGCAGAAUGCGACCGUCUCAGACGUGAUCGCAGAUAGCAACGCAAAGGGCACAAAUACAUAUAUAAUCCCACCAGACGCGACCAAGGAGGACUUUGACGCACUCAAGGCAAAGGCAAAGGCCUCGUUGGGUCUGCCCCAAGUUGUACCCCCAGACAAGGGAGCUCAAGGCCUUGCUGUUCCAGCUACAAAGGCCCCGCCCAUCGUUCCGACAUUGACAGUCGAAGACGUCGAUGCGACGGAAACUGCAGAAGCAAAGGCGGCGGAAAAGUCUCCGCACUCUGCGGUUUCUGAAACGUCGACUACUCCAGGGGACUUGCCAGCGAAAAAGGCUCCCGUCAUUCCAGAUUGGUACAAGAUUGGAUGGCGACAGGUUUCAGGCAUCGACGAACCCAUGGCCGAGGGCGAAGAACGGGACCGCGGUAUUCUGUUCCAGUUCAUCGACGAACAGUACUAUGGCGAAUGGUACCAUAACGCCGCCAUCAUCAUUGUGGCUGUCGUCGUGACACACCUCAUGACUUUGCUCCGCAUGGGAUGGGGUUGGAUUCUCGUCCUUCUCGCCUUUUGCUGCACAUACUACUCGACGUCAAUGGAGCGCUUCCGUCGGAGGGCCAAAGACGAUAUGCAGCGCGAACUCACCAAGACGCGGCUCAUUGAUGAAACGGAAUCGGCAGACUGGAUGAAUCAUUUCAUGCAGCGCUUCUGGCUGAUCUACGAGCCAAUUCUAUCGGCUACGAUCAUGUCAUCCGUCAGCCAGGUUCUGUCUACGUCGACACCCGCCUUCCUUGACGCACUCGAACUUCCAACGUUCAACCUCGGCACAAAGGCUCCGCAUAUCGAUCACGUCCGCACCUAUCCUCAGACGGACGACGAGACUGUCGUUAUGGAGUGGGGAAUUAGCUUUACGCCCAACGAUGUGAUGGACAUGACCUACCGCCAAGCUUUGAGCAAAACCAAUCCAAAGAUCAUUCUCGGAGUGCGAGUCGGCAAAGGGUUCACCGCCUCUAUGCCGAUCCUCUUGGAAGAUAUCACCUUCAAGGGUGUCAUGAAGAUCAAGAUGAAGCUCAUUGGAUCAUUCCCUCACAUCCAAACCGUCGACCUCUGCUUCACCGAAAAGCCGUGGUUUGACUUUGUGCUCAAGCCAAUUGGUGGAGAGACAUUUGGUUUCGAUAUUACCAACAUCCCAGGUCUAGCCGACUUUAUCCGAAAUACUGUUCAUAUGAUCCUCGAACCGAUGAUGUACGAGCCCCAUGUCUUUACGCUCAAUUUGGAGCAGCUGAUGUCGGGAGUACCGCUCGACACUGCCAUUGGUGUUUUGCAAGUUACCAUCAUCUCUGGGUCUGGGAUCAAGGCAAACAAGAUUGGAGGAGGCACCCCCGAUCCAUAUGUCUCCAUCUCCAUCAACAACACCCAGUCCCUCGAACGUACGACGCCCAAGAUGGGUACGCGAACACCAGUGUGGAACGAGACCAAGUUUGUACUCGUCAGCUCGCUCUCUGGUCAGCUCGUGCUCACUAUGUGGGACUUUAACGAGCACCGCAAGGACUCUGAGCUUGGUAUGGCCAGCUACGAGCUCAAGAACCUUCUCGAGGAUGCUUCGCAGGAGGGUAUCGUUAGCAAGCUUUUCCUCGAUGCCAAGGAGCGUGGAGAGGUCAAGUUUGACGUCUCUUUCUUCCCUGUCCUCAAGCCCGCUAUUGUCGAUGGAAAGCCCGAGCCGCUUCCAGAGACGAAUGUCGGCAUCGUGCGCAUCGUUCUUCACCAAGCAAAGGAACUCGACCCGUCCAAGAAUACCAUCUCGAAGGAUAUCAACGCCUUUGCCAAGCUCUUUGUCAAUGGCCAAUAUAUCCAUGCCACCGACGUUGGAAAGCACACCCUCAGGCCCGUUUGGGAGUCACCCAAAGAGUUCCUCUGCUCGGAUCGCGAAGAGUGCAUCAUCACCAUCAAGGUGAUUGACGAUCGCGAUUUUUUGAAGGACCCCGUCAUCGGAUAUGUCAACAUCAAGCUCGAGGAUAUGCUCACCGCCAAAAGGGAAGGUCGCGAUUGGUUCCCGCUCUCUGGUUGCUCCAGCGGUCGUAUCCGCGUCAGCACCGAGUGGAAGCCGCUGGAUAUGGCCGGCUCAUUGCACGGUGCUGCCAAAUAUGUCCCACCUAUCGGUAUCGUCCGCGUCCUUAUGCAUCGUGCCGUCGACGUCAAGAAUGUCGAAGGCGGUUUGGGAGGCAAGUCGGAUCCCUAUGUUCGUGCCAGCGUCCACAAUACGGUUCUGGCGAGGACAGAAGUCGUGAACAAUAAUCUCAGCCCUGUCUGGGAUCAGUUCAUGUACAUCCCCGUUCACUCGCUCAAGGAGACGAUUUACUUUGAAGUCAUGGAUUAUCAACAUCUCACCAAGGACCGUCCGCUCGGCCACGUUGAACUCGAUGUGAAUAAGCUCGCUCAGGCUGUCCCAGAAGACGCACCCGACGCCGACAAGUACCCUUUCAGCAGUCUCGGACUUCAAGAGAUUACAGAGCCCAUUCGUGUGGACAAUUCGACAAAGGGCCAGAUUCAUUAUACGGCAGAGUUUAUCCCGGCAUUCCAUCUUGCUGGCGUGAGCUUUGGAACGAAGAACGCUAUUGAACAGGUGGUUGUACAUGAUGAAGACGACGAGGGAGAUCAGGACGUGCCACUGGAUUUGACGUAUAAUCAUGCAAGCACUGCUAAGAAUGGAGAGGCGAAUGGUGCGGCUGCGAAGGAUGCCCCGGCGAAUGGCUCUACGGAGGUCAAAGAGCCGGGGAGAAUGGGCAUGCGCACAAGACUCAUCAUGAUGAAGAUCCUCGCUUCACCUUCUGGUGUUAUCGUGUUUGAUAUCAUUUCUGGUCAGCUCUCCAAGAAGGGACGUCUCGAGAUUCUCAUGGACGACGGUUAUUGGCCCGUGUUCUCGACGCAAAAGUCGAAUGCCACCUCGGCUCAAUGGGACAUGGUUGGCGAAGGGUUCAUCAAAGAGCUCGACUUUGGUCGUGUCUGGUUCCGUCUCAAUGGCAAUGGUGACGGCGAAAAGGAGGAUAUUAUAGCGGAAUACAAAGUCGACGCAAAGGAGUUUCUGGAUAGGGCUCUUGAUGGACCUACCGAAUUUGUCCUCUCGAAUCAAGAUGGUGAGAGCAGGUGCAAGAUUCUGGUCGCUGCCAAGUUUGUUCCUGUGCCUAUCACGUUGUCCGCGAGGGAGAGCAUGUCCAAUCAAGGAAACCUGCGUAUGGAGAUCAUUGACGGUCGUGAUAUCCACGGUGCUGACCGUUCUGGAACGUCUGAUCCUUAUGUCGUCGUCACACUCAACGGCGACAAAGUAUACAAGACGGAAAGGAAGAAGAAGACGUUGACACCGGUAUGGAACGAGGCGUUUGAGUGCACGGUCAUGUCGCGCGUCGGUGCGGAUAUGGUCCUCCAAGUCAUUGAUUGGAAUCAGCUCGGACAAGAUGAGCCAAUUGGCAAGGUGCAAGUCGACUUGGCCUCUCUCGAAGCCUUUACUCCCCACGAAGUGUCCCUCCCACUUUCCUCGACCAAGCAUGGUGACAAGGGUUAUAUCCGCGUCCGUAUGCUCUUCACUCCCCAGAUUGUGGCCAAGAGUCGCAAGAGUACUAGCACCUUUAGUACUGCUGGUCGAGCGGUCACUCAAGUUGGUGGCGCACCCAUUGCGGUCGGUAAAGGUGUCGUUGGUGGCGUCGGUAUCGUCGGAAAGGGCGUUGUCGGCGGUGUUGGAAAUGUUGGUAAAGGUGUCAAGGGCAUCUUUAGUGGCAAGAAGGGUGGAGACGACGUAUCUUCUCCCCCUCCGACAGCAACGUCGUUCAACGCUCCUCCGUCGUCUGCCGGUGUGGAAGGUGGAGAAGAGCUUUCAGGCGAUCAAGGAAAUCUUCGCAUGGAUAUCAUCGACGGCCAAGAUCUUCACGCCGCUGACCGUGGCGGAACGUCUGACCCCUACGUCGUGGUCACGCUCAACGGCGACAAGGUGUACAAGACGGAUACGAAGAAGAAGACUCUGACACCAACCUGGAACGAGUCGUUUGACUGUUCAGUCGUGUCUCGUGCCGCUGCCGAGAUGAUUGUUCAAGUUCUCGACUGGAAUGCCCUUGGUCAGGAUGAGCCAAUCGGACAAGCUCGUGUCGAUCUUGCAUCGCUUCAGCCAUCUACCGCAUCCGAAAUCUCGCUGCCACUCACCUCUUCCAAACUUGUGAACAAGAGUCUGAAGAGCUCGAGCACGUUCAAUGUCAGUGGUCGUGCAGGUGUCAAGGGUCUGUUUGGUGGCAAGAAGUCUAGUGCUGGUGAAGAGCUAUCGUCUUCAUCUCCUCCCGCUGCCACGACGACGUUUGAUGUUCCUCCAAUACCCACCGUAGCCGAACCGAUCCUCCUACGCCAGGUCACCCGUCUGAGAUUCCCCAUGGGAUACAAUGUUGGCAAUGACUCGCAGACGUUCCCCAGGAGUGGCAACGGUGGCGUGUCUUUGGAUGGAACGUUGAGGGUUGUCGUGCAAAAGGGACAAGAUCUUGCAGACUCGGAUGGAGACCAAGUACGUCCGUACGUGGUGCUCUCGCUGAAUGGCAAGGAGUACAAGACGAAGCAUGGAAGCAAGACGAAUGCGCCAGAAUGGGACGAGUCGUUCACAUUCCCAGUAUCUGCGGAUACCAAGACGCUACAUCUCGAAGUGAUGGACCACCACACCAUUGGCAAGGACAAGAGCAUCGGCCAGGCUGAUAUUUCAAUCUGGGAAAAGCUAAAUCCAAAUGGUCCCGAUGCAGUCUCGACGACGGUUGUGACCAGCGACCUGCGUCAAGGUGUCGGCAACUUGACGGUCCGACUUGAAUUCGAACAGUCGACUGGACUCGGCCCUCGUGCAUCUAGCAUCGCAAGCUUUGACCGACCAAGUCUCGGUAGUCCGAGUCGAUUCAGUAUGCGCAAGGCAAAGGCUGCCCUCGCAGAAUAA